AUGUCUGUUCACUUUAAAUUGAAGAGUGAAAUUGAUUAUGAUACCUAUUCUUUCGAAGGUAGUUUCAUAUCUGUAGGUGAACUCAAAAAGUAUAUCCAGAAAAAAAGGUUAGGCAAAUCCACUGAUUUCGAUUUAUUACUCACAAAUUCUCAAACAAAUGAAGAGUACAAAGAUGAAACCUUAAUGAUUCCAAAGAAUACAUCAGUUAUUGUCAGUAGAAUUCCAAUUACAAACGCAAGUAGAUUCCAACAUUCAGCUCCAGUUAGUGCACCAACUCCAAAUGUUCCAGCUCCAUUAAUUAUUGCAAAUAGUGAAGCAACUGAAGGUGUUGACCAAGAAGAUUUAAAGAUUAAUGCAUUGCUCCAAACAUCAGUUAUUCCAACAGGUGGGGGUUAUAAUAAACAUCAUGGUCAUCAUCCACAUCACCAACAUCAUCAUAACAAUAAUAAUAAUCACUAUAGCAAUCGUUCUGAAGGCGGUGGUACCAGUGGGGCAAAUGGUAGUGGUAGUGGAGCAAAUGGUGCUACACAAAAACCACAACCAGAAAAAGCGCCACAUCCAUCUUAUAUAUGCCAUCGUUGUUACCAAACCGGUCAUUUCAUUAACCAAUGUCCAACUAACGGUGAUCCUAAAUUUGAUAAACAAAAAAUGAAGAAACCAUCAGGUAUUCCAGUAACUUUCUUAAAGCCAUUACAACCCUCAACUACUCAAACACCAAUGGGUCCAUCAACUGUAUUAAUGCCAGGUGGUGGUGUUGCUGUAGUUUUAACAAACGAAUCCCAAUUUAAUAAAAUGGCAAAAACUAUCAUCUCUACCGAAGAAGCCAAAAAACAAAAGCAAUUACAACAACAGCAAUUAGCACAACCAAAUUCAACCACUACAAAUCAACCACUAUCACCAUCAUCAUUUAACACCACCACAUCCACAGUUUUAACCACAUCAAAAGCCGAUGAAUUUGAAUCGUUUAAUAUUGAAGAAUGUAAAAAAUGUAAUAAAACCUCAAGUAGUGAAAAUCAAAUUCAUGGUAUAAAAGCAAAUUGUUGCUUAAAUGAAAUUUGUUUUGAUUGUAUUGAAACAAAUAUCAUAAAUUUAAAUAAAAAAACCUGUCCGCUAUGUUUUUGUCCUUUUGAUGUUUCAGAAUCAGGUGAACAAGGGGCCUUUAGUAAAAAUGGUAUCCCACAGUUUUAUAAAAAGAAAAGAGAACUCGAACAAAACACCAAUAACAAUGAUGAAAAUAAAAAAAGAUUUAAACCAUCAUAUAAUAAUGAAUUUAAUAACAACAACAAUAAUAAUAAUGACUCAACUGUUUAUGAACAUUACCAAAAGCCAAAAUAUAAUAAUAAUAACAAUUCCAAUAAUAACUAUCACCAAGAAAAAUACUAUAGAAAUGAUCAAAGAUAUAAUGUUGACCCAAAUAUAGACUAUAGGUAUGCCAAUGGCCAAUAUCCACCAUACUAUCCAGAUCCAUAUGCUGGUGCCCAUUAUUAUGAUCAACAAUUACAAAUUCCAUCAUACUACCCCACUGGAAGAAAUGCAUAUAAUAAUAAUAAUAGUAACAAUAAUAAUAAUAAUAAUAAUGGUAAUAAUAAUAAUAGAGAAGAAAAUGCAGAUGACAAUAGAUCUCAUAGGGAUGAAAGAGAUGGUAAUAGAAAUAGAGAUAGCCGUGAUAAAGAUUAUAAGAGUGGUGAUAGAGAAUAUAGAGAAAGAAGAGAUAAAGAUUCAUCAUACAAAAGUGAUAGUGGCAAUAGAAGAGAUGAUAGAGAUAAUAGAGAUAGAGAUAGAGACAGAGACCACAAGAGCAGCAGUAGUGAUAGUAGAAGAGAUGAUAGAGAUAGAGAUUACAAGAGUGGCAGUGACAAUAGAAAUAGAGACAGAGAUAGAGAUAGAGAUUACAAGAGCAGUGAUAAUAGAAGGGAUGAUAGAGAUAGAGAUUACAAGAGCAGCAACGAUGGUAGAAGGGAUGAUAGAGAUAGAGACAGAGACAGAGAUAGAGAUAGAGACAAUAAAAGAGAUGACCACAAAGGCAGUAGUGAUAGAGAUAGAGACCGUAGAGAUAGCCGUGAUAAAGAUUAUAAAGAAAGUAGUGGAAAUAGAAAUAAAGAAAAAGAAAGAGAAAAAGAUUAUAGAUCAAGCAGCAGUAGCAACAGAAGAUAUUAA
Dictyostelium purpureum is the source of this 2157-nucleotide messenger RNA. RefSeq lists its product as uncharacterized. Lineage: Eukaryota; Evosea; Eumycetozoa; Dictyosteliales; Dictyosteliaceae. The record is from RefSeq and is a predicted model, not a curated record. The coding region runs from base 1 to 2157 and encodes 718 amino acids. Gene Ontology annotation, biological process: ubiquitin-dependent protein catabolic process; mRNA processing; protein ubiquitination. Gene Ontology annotation, cellular component: nucleus. The transcript has 3 exons. Gene Ontology annotation, molecular function: zinc ion binding; ubiquitin protein ligase activity; nucleic acid binding.